This is a messenger RNA of Clunio marinus, 955 nucleotides long. The record is from the annotation of a GenBank genome assembly. Lineage: Eukaryota; Metazoa; Arthropoda; Insecta; Diptera; Chironomidae.
CGGCAAAAAUGCGAUUCGGAUACAUUUAAAAUCCUAAUCGCGAAUCGAGUUUCUAUUGUUUUAUUUAAUAUUGGAUGCUCGCUAAGAAGAACGCUCAAAAUUCAUAUUCUUAAUUUUAUCUAAACUCUUGAUUUUAUUUUACCUUAAUUUUAAUAAAACCCCUGGUAUCUAAAAUGAGCAAAAGGUGGGCAAAGGAAAAAAGACAGAAAGCUCAAGAUCUACUUAAAAAUUCUGAUCAGUUUUCACAAAGUUCAAAAAGUUUCAACUGGAGUGACUUAAAACCUGACGAUAGCCCUCAAAGUUUUGGAAAAUUUACACUAUCUGCAUGUAUCACAAAUAUAACAGGACAAAAUGAAACUUUCAAGCCAGCAGAGGAGAUGGAAGAUAGGUUUAAUGAAGAUUUUUUAGAAAAUCAAAGAGAAUACGCGGCUAUUCCUAAACGUGGAUCGAAUAUUAAUGAGUCUGAAUGGACAAGACUAGAUCAAAAUAUCACAUUUCGACAUUCAGGAAUAUCGUUCGGAGCAUAUGCUCAACGAUUCAAUGACUCGAAUGAUAUUCGUCAACUUUAUAGUCAUAAAUCUCCAGCACCGAGACGGAAUCGAGUGCCAUUCAUUGAUAUGAAAGAAGAAGCAUCUCCUGCUCCUUCUAAUAAAGAAUUAAAUAAAAGAGUAUAUGAUUUAGAGAAUAUGAUUUUGGAAUUAGCAAACAAUAGUGAAAGAAACAAAGAAAAUGAGCAUCAUCAUGAACCAACAGCAGCCAUGAAUGGCAAAAAGCUUUAUGCUGUUGAAAAAGUCCUUGAUCGAAGACUGACAAGCAAAGGAAAGGAGGAGUACUUAUUAAGAUGGAAGGACUCCUGGGUCCCGAAAGAGUGUUUACAAUGUGAUGUUCUUCUAAAGGAGUUUGAGGAUUCAUAUAAUGAAAAUAAAUAAAUAAACAUCUACAUCAGAAGAAUUGA